Rotaria socialis is the source of this 276-nucleotide messenger RNA. The record is from the annotation of a GenBank genome assembly. Lineage: Eukaryota; Metazoa; Rotifera; Eurotatoria; Philodinida; Philodinidae.
AUGAUCAUUCUCAUCCACAACCAUCAUCAAUCUAUGCUGAAUCGUUUCAGAUUUGAAUCGAUUGAUUCUUCUUGGAUAACUCGCCAACUAAAUAAAGACAAAACUAUUGAACCUGUUUUAUGUGGCCACAGUGAAAAAUUAGCAAUAGCUUUUAAAUUAAUUCCACGACCUCUUCCUGAAUUUACUCAAAUUACUAAGGACCGUCGAAUUUGUGGUGAUUGUCGCGAAUGCAGUUACAAAACUUCGACACAUCGAUAUGAUUAUCCGUCAUGUUAA